CCCGGCGGGGCGGCGGCACCGGGCGCCGGGGGUUCCGCGCCGAGCCGGGGGUCCCGAGGGGGGGGGGCGGCUCCGAGCGGCGGCGGCGGCGGCAGGGCUGCACAGCACUGGCAUCCCAGACGUCACCCAGCAGAUAGCAGGGUCAGGUCACUGGCCGUCGGGGUGAGUUUGCCAAGUCUCCAGACCUGAAUCUGUUCAAAGGCUUUUGAUGAUACGGGGGCAAACCACAUAUUUGGCAAUACAAUAAGCAAGAGCUUGGACUACCAACUCUGAGCUGUAGACUAUUAAGCUCAGCAUCCUAAUUCGGUGCCACCUUUGGGAGGAUGAAUCAGGAGAGCGACUCAAAUGAUGAGCCUGCUGGCCAGGACCCACUCCUACUGCUGAAAACAAUCCAGCUUCUCUGGACAAAGAAAGAGAUGAAGAAGCAGCUCAAGGAAGAAAUCAGGCGGGGCUUUGCAGGACUGGAAGACCCAUUGGCAGGACUCCUGGACAUACUGGAGAGCAGCACCGAUUGGAAGGGGAAAGGGCAUUCCCUUGGGUAUUACAUCACCAGUGAGUUGCAGCUUUGGAUGAAAGAGCAUCCUGCUGUUCAACAGUCUGGCAUGAAGCUGAAGAAGCUGCAGACCCGCGUACUCAGAAUACUAGCCCAGUGCCCAGCUAAUCUUCUUGACCCUCUGAUUAGCAUUUACCAGCUCCAUACAGCAGACCGGAACUAUUUGCUUGGACAUGUCAGUCAUCUUUAUCACAGGGGCGAUUACAAAGAGGCAGCCAUACUGAGUAUUAAGCUAAAAUUACAGCCAGAUCAAGAUGUGGAGAAGAUGUGUAUGCCACUACUGUUUCAAGAUAAAAUUAACUUGAUGGAAGAUUAUGUCGGAGAGUAUCCUGAGCUCCAGUGCAAGCUCGUACAGAUCCUGGACACCUGGUGUGAACCUGGUUUUAAUAUCAGAGACAUUGCAAGACAAUAUCAAGGUCUGUCCAGGUACAAACCAGACAAAUUGAACCGCAAAAUGCUAAGCAAGCUGGUCUUCAGGCUCCUAGACCGAUUUAAUGUAGAUCCAGCUCUCUGCCCUAAUGUCAUAAAUCAGCGGCACUUAAGAACUCUGAAUUAUCUCUUUUACAAGAGGUUUGUUGAGAAAACCAUGACUCAGGAGAAUUGGACAGAUCACGUUCAGAGCACAGUUGGAGAGAAUCAAUGGCUUCAAGGGCACCUGAUACAGUUGCUAAUCAGUUACUGUGAUUUGAACACAGCAGCAAGAUGGGCACAACGCUGCAAUUUGCCCAAGGAGAUACUACCUAAUGGAGUGGCUGAUGAGCUUCAAAAGCUUAAGAUCCAAGAGAGUGUAGAAGAGGCCACAAAAGCAGAGAAGUAUGAAGAGAUCAACAAGAAGGAUUAUUACCAGCUUCCUAUUCCACGUGCAAAUAUUCAUUUCCUGCAAAAGUGGGAAGAGAUGCUGCAGUGUUGGGAAAAGGUGCUGCAGCCUGGACAGAUUGUUGCUAUUGACAUGGAGUGGAGGCCUUCGUUCGGCAUGGUUGGGAAGCCCCGUGUCUCCCUCCUUCAAAUCGCUGUGAAGGAUGAGGUGUUCCUGCUUGAUUUGCCACAACUCCUUGAACAAGCUGAGAUGGAGGGUGAGAAGGAGAAGCUUCCCCAUUUUAUCCAGAUGCUCUACUCAGAUGCAGCCAUCACUAAACUAGGUUAUGGGAUGUCUGGAGACCUUAGCAGUCUUGCAGCCACAUGCUUUGCUUUGAAAGGCAUGGAUAAGCAAUCACAAGGUGUAGUGGACCUACUCACAGUAGACAAACAACUUCAGAAGGCCUCCAUUGACUGGAAGAAGAGCAGCCGGAAGGUUGAGCAGAGCCAUGAGGAUAAAGGGAUCAGGCAGCCAGAGAAAGGGCUCAGCCUCUUGGUACAACAUGUAUUGGGAAAACCUCUAGAUAAAACAGAGCAGCUGUCUAACUGGGAGAAACGGCCGCUGCGGGAGGAACAGAUCAUAUAUGCAGCUUCAGAUGCAUACUGUUUGCUGGAGAUCUACGAGAAGCUGUGUAAGGAUCCAACAAGCUUUGGUCUGAAUUCAGACCUGACUAAGAGUCUGGUGGGAAAACCAACCAUAAAAGCCAGGGCAAAGAAGCAGCUGAAUAAACAAGAGGUACCGUCACCUUGUGGACAGCAAUGCAAAGGAUCUGAAAAGGAGACCUCACGUCCCCCUGCUCCCAUUUCCGCCAAAGAGUUCAGUGUGGUCUGUGAUAACAUGCUGCAAGGCCUUGGACGCUAUCUUCGCUGCCUUGGUGUAGAUGUCCGGAUGCUGGAGAAUGAGGAUGACCAUAGGAAAGCUGCUGAGAUUGCUCGACAGGAAGGAAGGGUCAUUUUAACCUCUGGACUACCAUAUCAGACUCUGCAGUCCCAGGUAGGAGAAGGGAGGUGCUUCUCCGUGAACUGCUCAGAAAAGGCAAAGGAACAGGCCCUGCAGGUUUUGAAGCACUUCAACGUUCAAGUAACCCUGGAGGACAUCUUCAGCCGCUGCCAGGUGUGCAACUGCAACAAGUACCUGAAGGUCCCAAAGGAGAGGAUGAGGCAGCUGGUGGAGGGCAGCAAGCACUCAGCGGGGGACGGCGGCACAAGCUGCUCCACACUGUGCGAGGAGAAGUCCAGCCGGACCUGUGAUGCUGCCCAGCGCACUGAGACCACAGAGGGCGAGUGGCUGGAGCGGACAGAUCCAUGUGGGACAGCUGUGGGACUGGAGGAGGGCACGACCCUGCAGGUUGCUGCCAUCCCCCCUGGGGUGCUGGACAAAGCUGAGCUCACUGACUUCUACUGCUGCACCCGCUGUGGGAAAGUGUUCUGGGAAGGGUCCCAUUUUGGACGUGUUGUCUCUCAGUUUAAGGAUGUUCUUGUUAUCACGGGGGAUGAGCAGAGCAUCUACAAGCUGAGCUGAGGGGGACAUGGGGCACAGGACAGCUUGGCAGUGGAACAGGGACCAUGGGGAUGCACUCCCCAGAUAUCCUGAGCAGGUUUGCAUGGAGUGGGCUUUGGUUUGGGGGGGCGAGGCUAGAAGGUGUGCUCACAUUUUGGGGUCCACGGUGGAGGGCGCUGUCCUAUUUGCAGUGACAGAGUGAUGGUUUUGGUGGUUUGCAACAUGGACUCCAUGACAGCAUUAAAUCAGAAGCAUCUGGGGAAGGGAUGUUCAGCUUUAUUUCCGCCUCCCUCCAGGCUGGGCAUGGCAAGAGGGUGGCUGAGCUCUCCAAAAUGCCAUGUGGGUGCUGCUGACUCUGUGGCACCCAUUGGUCUGCAGCACCCUUACACCAGUGAGGUGUGUCCCCAUCCAGCUGAGCCACAUGCUGCUCUCCAUGAGGAGGUCAAUGGGGGGGGGGGGGGGGCAGCACCCUGUUCUGUGCCUUCCUGCCAGGUGCUGGGAGCCGGGAGCAGCAUCCCUAACAGCAGCACAUUGAGAAAGCUUCUCUGGUACCCAGCACGCUCCCCAGGCUGUGGGACUCAUUCCACAUGGCUCUGCAUGAUGCCACCAUCUGUCCCCAGUCUCCCUCUUGCCCUGGCCCCAUCACCUGAGGCUCUCCAAGCUGUUCCACGGACACACUGGGUGGGCACAGGCUGGGGGUGCUGAGCAAUGCUGGGCAGCCACCAAAAACCCCUGUGGGUACACCAAGAUGCCCUCUGGCACCUGCAUCACCCUGCACCCCAGCAGAGCAGGAUGGCUCCAGAGGGAGCUCCUGUGGGUGCAAGACACCUGGCCAGCUCUGUCAGCCCUGGGCAGCUCCAUCAAGUAGCCCCCAUGCCCAGGGCUCUGCGUGACAUACACAGGAGUGGCAGUACAGCCUGUGGUCCCUCCAUCACCAGGAGCCGGGGCUGCCAGCGGGACCACCCAGUGUCCAAAGGAGGCUGCAGGGGUCAGUGGAGGACACAGGCUCCCAGGUCGCAGCAGCAGUGAGGUGAGGAGCCCUCACAGCUUGGUCCUGUAACUCUGGGUACUGUUGGCUGGCAUCUCCUGUCCCAUGGACAGGCUAAGUGCACUCCACCCAGUAACAGAGGAGCAUUUGCAACAUUCCUCCCCUAAUCCUAGUUAACUACCAGGCACUGAUGUUAUUGCUAACAGGGCCCGAGGGGCUCUUGGUUUAAGUGUGACAUUUACAGACCGGUGAAAUGCCUGCCCAGGCAGCUUACUCUGAAAUGUUGACUUGCUUUCCCUCUCUGAGUGCUCUUGGCCAUGCGGUGGGGAGGGCUCCUUCUCCACAGGAACAUUUCACCCAGCACUUCUUGAUCCCCACCUGAGCCCUGUGGCAAAGGGGCCCAAGGCAACUCCCUCUUGCCUCACAAAAACACUUCUUUCACCCCUCUUUCCAUGAGCUCCUGCUGUGACAUUAGCACAGGCACCUAACAUCUCUUCUUGGCAGACCCUGCUGCACAGCAGCAUGCUGGACAUGCCACCCCAGUGAGCUCCUGCCACCACAGCUCAGCAUCAGUAUCAGGGGCUUCCCCCAGCUGCUGACAUUUCCAUUCCCAUCCCCUUUGCAUUGCCAUGAUGCAGCCGUUUUGCCCCAGUCCCAAUUAGAAGACAGCAGAGGGGAGUGGGGCUGCCAUGGUGCUGCCCACCAGGGUUCCCUGACCAAAACCAUCCUGUUUUAGCAAAAGCUUCGCUCCCAGCCACCCCAUUGCCUCCUUUCUGAAACGUGCCCUUCUGCAGCUGCUGGUGGCUCCUCCUGUAACCGCACCAGGCAGGUCGGCUGCUGGAGGCUGGCACAAGCAACCCUCCCCACACGUGCAUCAACACCUCAAGCCAUGCGGUGCAUAGGGGAUUAUUUCUCCUAUGGGAUUAAGCUGCCUUGUUCUCAGUCAUCAUCAUUUAUCCAUUGAUUCUUUCAGUUUCCCCACUCAGUUGCCUACAUAUUUUGCAUAACCUAAAGGAAUUGUGUUUCAUUUCCUGGUUUUCCAGCCCUGAGCUCUGUCUAGGUGGUAGUGCAUUUUUCUUAAUUCCCUCUUUAUCUGGAAUUGGAAUUUCAUCUUCCCUUUUACCCCGAGGUCAUUUUUGCCUGUUUCUGAUACAAGUUUGGGACCAGGCAGUGGCAGCCAAGAAGAAGCUGUUUUGUUAAACUGACAUCUUUAAUGGGCACUCCUGGCCUGGUGCACUGGCAACUGUUUGCAGGGCUUCUAGUGCUGGAAAAUCAGUUAGUGGAGGGACUAAAUAUGCACUCAUGGGUGAUGAUACUGUGAGCUGGAGACAAAUAACCUGUUUUUCCAUGGCCUGGGCCAGUCGCCAUCAUUGGGACAAAAUGAACUCGUCCUGGGCCUUCCGGAUGAGCUCCAGUAUUGAAUACCCUGUCAGCACAGGGCUUUGUGCACUAGGAAGUGAUCAUCUACCCCUUGGGAAAGUCUGAGUGGUUUUGUUACUGUGCCAAUGACACCACAACCUCAGGCAUCACCCCCCUCCCUGCAGAUGACAUUACCUAUGAUAAGAGGUGUUCCUCCUAGAUGUUGCUGGCAGAUGGUUGAAAAAUGCCUGUCCCCUAUUCCCAAAGACAGCAUUCAAAGCAAUUGUGUUCACUCUGAGCAGUUGAGGUUCCUCCAACCUGAGUUGUCCCUGGUGCUGUGGCAGGACUGUGGCCUUGCCUGGACAGGGACACACACAGACAGAGGUGCUCUCAGUGUGCCAGCUGCACUCCCAGCAGCAUGGACCAUCAUCCAUGUUCUCUCAUCCACCUUUGCCUCCAGCUCUGAAGCACUGGCUCUUGAUCAGACCUUUCCCUCUCCAUCCCUUUCCCAUAGGCAGGAAGGAGAUCUGGGAAAGUUGCAAACAGGGUCACCACUGAGGCACCCCCAGCACCCACCUGGGUCAUCCCUGAUCCACAUCCACCCCCUUGAGGAUGUCCUGCUGCUGUCAGCCUUGGGCUGCUGUGCUGACAGCUUCAGCCUGAUGGAUCUGAACAGUUGAGCUGUUUGGGGGUUUCUCCAUUUGUCCCUGUGGGUCCAAGAGUUGUAUUUGAUACCCAGAAAUGGCGUAGCACUGGUCAUAUCCUUAUGCUCACCCACUUCUGAUGCCAGUACUCUGCAGAACAGUCAUCAGCUCAGCAACACAAGCCACCUCCUCCACGAAUGCUCCUAGCUCAUGCCUUGCCAUGUCCUUCUGGGCAACCAGACCCCACAGCUCCUCUGGAGGCGUAGGGACUCUGUGGAGAAUCCUUAGAGCAGAGGGAGGACAAAGCUUGUGCUUCACCCACAAGACAACAGCAUCUCUAUGCAGACUUGCACAUGUCAGCAUCCUGCCACAGUUCAAGGAGGCUCUUGGGGUUUGCUCCAUGAGGGCAGAAAAUGGGAACGGAAUACAGCAAGACCGCCCCCAGCCUCAGUGGUGAGCAACACAUCUACCCCCUCGUGGGUAAUUGUGUAAUGACGUGAACCCCACUGGACCAAGGUAGGGGGAAAUUUCUGAGUCAUACAAACACCUGAGUCAUCCCAUCCCCAGACGGCAGUGAGGAGGCUGGAGCUGCACCUAUGAGCGCUGAGCCUAACGAGUUAUGUUUUCAGACAGAUUGUGGGCAUUUUGGUGCUUUGUUUACUGGAUUUUUCUGAGCCAUGGCUUCAUGCCUGUCUACCUGACCUUUGCACUGAAGACAGCUGGCUGGAGGGACAGCAGAGCAGCUGACCCUGUCCCUAGCCCUGGAGAUGGCUCCUGGCCACACAGCUCUCUGGAAGGGGCCCCUCUGGUCACUGGGGACAGCAGGGUUGCCUCCUGGGCACCUCUAGAAGUUCAUCACCCUGAUGCCUCCACCCUGGCAGUCAGUUUCACCACAGCAGGAUCUGGUUUUGGCCAGGAGCAGCCCAGGGCAGUCUUUGCAUGUGGGCAUGGCACAAAAUGACUCCCGUGGGUCUGCUCCAGCUCAGAACUCCAGGGGAUGUGAGGCAGUGGCUGAGACCCAGGUAUACCCAUGUGUGCUCAGCUACAGCACCUCUCCCUUCUGCUGCUUGAAGAGGAGGAUGUGGAGAUGCCAUCUGUGCAGCAAGGUUAUCUCCAGGCAUAGACACAGUCAACAUCAAACUCCAAGUCAGACCAGCCUUGAGCAGCAUCCAGGAAGUAAUAAAUUGUCCGGUUUUCAAUGGUGGAUACACAUCAAAGAGAAUUAAACCAGCUUUUUAAUCAGCCUGCAAUAUUGUUUCCCUAUCUGGUUUCUUUAAAAAAAUAAAAAAAUAAAUCCCA
This is a messenger RNA of Anas platyrhynchos (mallard), 7199 nucleotides long. It is a transcript of the gene EXD3, whose product is annotated as exonuclease 3'-5' domain containing 3. NCBI's taxonomy places the organism in Eukaryota, Metazoa, Chordata, Aves, Anseriformes, Anatidae. Gene Ontology annotation, molecular function: nucleic acid binding; 3'-5' exonuclease activity. Gene Ontology annotation, biological process: nucleobase-containing compound metabolic process. The record is from RefSeq and is a predicted model, not a curated record.